Molecule: messenger RNA, 1900 nt
Organism: Pyrus x bretschneideri (Chinese white pear)
Lineage: Eukaryota; Viridiplantae; Streptophyta; Magnoliopsida; Rosales; Rosaceae
Product: mitotic checkpoint serine/threonine-protein kinase BUB1
Biological process (GO): meiotic sister chromatid cohesion, centromeric; mitotic spindle assembly checkpoint signaling; protein phosphorylation
Molecular function (GO): protein kinase activity; ATP binding
Source: RefSeq, a predicted model, not a curated record
UUCAAAAACACAUUUCCGCGCUUCUUUUUCAUUCUCUGAAUGCGAAUGAAUGAUAUCUCACUCAGCUUCGCUCUUCCUAAUUUCCAAUUCACGUUUCUUCUCAUCUCAUCUGUCGUUUUGUGUACAUAAGAAACACAGCAGAGGCCAUGGACUCCGACACCACUCCUCUCCACGACCCUCUCUUGCCCUGGCUCUGGUCCGUGAAGCAAGCCCUAGAAGAUUUUCACUCCGGAAAGGAUUACGGGUCGGAUCUCACUAAGCUUCUAUCCGACUGCAUCGCCGCAUUCAACAAUGCUCAAUACAGGGGCGACAUCAGAUUUCUCAAGAUUUGGUUCCUCUAUAUGGAUACCAGUGAAGAUUUCGAAGGCAUUUUUCUCGAAAUGUUGCACAGGGAGAUUUGUGUUGGCCACUCCUUGCUUUAUGUCUGGUACGCAACCUUUCUCGAAGCCAAAGAGAAAUUGUACGAUGCACACAUGGUUUAUCAGAUGGGUAUUUCAAGGAAUGCUAAGCCAGUUGAGUGGGUGGAGAAGGCGCAUGCCUUAUUUCUUGCUCGGAUGUAUAGAAUAGCUUCUUCAGCUCAGAAGAUUGGAAACGAUGAAGCAGUUCCUCUUGGGAGCCUCAUUAACCCAUGGUCCAGCUCCACCAUGAAAGACCUUUUGAAGAAAGUUAAUCAUCAACUUACAAAAUAUGAUGGAUACCAUUCUAUUACUAAAGCUUACUCGGGAAAAGUGGCCUUGUCUUCUCUCAAGAACUCGUCCAGGAACAAAACUAUUGAGAUAGGUCGUACGAAGUACCAGAUCACUGGUUGUGCAGGCCAGGGUGGCUUUGCUCAAGUAUAUAAAGCAUAUGUCAACUGUAAUCCUGAAGAUGUUGUUGCAUUGAAGAUACAAAAGCCUGCUUUCCCUUGGGAGUUCUAUAUGUAUCGUCAACUUGAUCAACGGAUCUCAGACAAGGAAAGGUCAAGCUUUGGGUUUGCUCAUAGAAUGCAUCUCUAUCCCGACUGUAGCAUUCUCGUCUCCGACUAUCUUUCUAGUGGAACACUUCAGGAUGCAAUAAAUUCAUAUGCCUUCAAAGGCAAGUCCAUGGAAGAAGUGUUAUGCAUUUAUUACACCAUAGAAAUGCUCUACAUGCUAGAAACUCUGCAUGGUGUUGGCAUCAUUCAUGGAGAUUUCAAGCCUGAUAAUUUGCUUAUUCGUUAUGCUAGGAAUGGCCUUACAAAAGCCGGAUCUCGUGACAGAACUGACUUUACAGAAGAAGAAUUUCGUGAGAGAAGUGGUCCGUGGCUUGAUCAGGGUCUAUGCCUUGUCGACUGGGGAAGAGGGAUAGACCUGCAUCUCUUUCCUGACAAUGUGGAGUUUACGGGAGAUUGCCGGACUUCUGGAUUUCGUUGUGUGGAAAUGCAAGAGAAUAGGCCAUGGACAUAUCAAGUAGACACGUACGGACUCUGUGUUGUUGUCCAUACGAUGCUGCAUAAUUCUUACAUGGAAAUUGACAAGAAACCAUCACCCGAAGGUGGUCACUUCUAUCUGCCCAAGUCAUCUUUUAAAAGAUACUGGAAUGUUGAACUCUGGAGGAACUUCUUUAAGAAACUGCUUAAUAGUAGCCCCGGCUGUAACCACAAGAAGCUGUUGCAGGAUCUGAGGGAGUCCUUCCAGGAUUACUUGUGCUCGGAGCCUCAGCUUAUAAGGAAACUAAGCGAUUUGCUGGUCAAGCAAAGGGCCUCACUGUGUUCUGCUUAAUUACCCAAUCGUUCCUCCUGGCUGAGCUCAUCUCAGGGAGCAUCUGUUAAUUUAACUCCCAAACUUUGUCGGACGAUUCAGGAGAUGUAUGUUGUCUCAAAGGAAUGCGCUUGUUGUACAUGUGUUUACCAGAUUAUGGAAUGAAAAAUUAUCUCCAAAUA